Molecule: messenger RNA, 1728 nt
Organism: Aspergillus mulundensis
Lineage: Eukaryota; Fungi; Ascomycota; Eurotiomycetes; Eurotiales; Aspergillaceae
Exons: 1
Coding region: 1-1728 (575 amino acids)
Source: RefSeq, a predicted model, not a curated record
AUGCCACGCCAAGCGCGGGGUAACGCAACCCAACCUCCUCUUUCCUCCAUCUCCUCCUUCACCUUCACGUUUGCUUCUUUCAUUACCGCAACCAUCCCUAAAAGCAACAUGGACUCCCUGAGCCGCGAGAUUCUGGAUCUAAUUGUCUUUCAUAUUGCUGGCUACGACCCGCCUUUUCCCCCGCUGCGAAGAGAACCCUUGCCGCAACUCUCGUGUUAUGCGGCAAUCUCCAAAAAGUGGCAGCAAGCCGUGGAAAGAUACACCUUCUAUACAAUUUCGACAGAUAGCGCCAGCUUUGACAUGCUAAGAUACGUUACCCGCACAAUUCCCCGUCGACGCCAUGUCAAUGAGCUCUUCUACCGUAUUGAACUGCCCCGCUUCAGUGUUGAACGCGCGCAACAUCGCGAGGGGCGUGAAGAGCACGAGGCAAAUCUCACUGCCUUCCAGGAAAGUCUCACGCGACUCUGGAAUGAGCUUGCUACCUGGCAAGAACCCCAUAUGUCGCCGCGCGGGGUUUUGCUAAAUGUGACCGCCAAUGCGUUGAAUUAUUUCGAUGUAUCCGUAGACUCGGACUACCAAAAUCGCUGGGAUCUCCCUGCUCACAGCUUAACCCUACCCAGCGACAAAGAGCCUAGCCUCCCCACAAUCAACUGCGUGACAAGCCUAAAGGUCGGAGAACCCCUGACUCGUCGGAUCUACCCCUCUGCUAUCGAACAGAUGCUUCACUCCCUACCCAACUUGCGUCACUUGAACAUUCGGCUGGACUCAGUCCCGCUUAAGAAUAGGUCAAUGUGGAGGGAGAUGCGAAAUGCUCUGGCCCGUGCCUUGGACGCACCUCCCUUGAGGUUCCUGGAAUCUCUCGAGAUUAACGAAUUCCAGAGAUUAAUCCCUUGCAAUCAUAGUUACGACCUUGCCGACAAUGACCCUGACUAUCCCAACGGGGAUCACCUGUGCCAAGCGAUGCGCAAGCUUGCCCAAACGUCCUUACGGAAGCUCAUAUUUCAUGGUCGCAUUUCACCAACUCUCUGGGCAGUCGAUCGCGAAGACGCGAACCAGCAGCAAAUCUCAUUCCCUUUUCUGAAAGAAGUGCGCGUCUUGUUUUAUAUGUUUACGUACGACGGGCGUUGGUAUUAUACCGGCAAUCGAGGCGCCGAGGCAGCGGCCCAGGUGGACAUGGACCGAAUAGCAAGGGAAGCAGACACCGACCCCCGCUAUGACUACGACUCAGAUUCUUCCUUUAACUUCCCUCCCCGCGAAACUAGGCGGGAGUCGUUCCUCAAUGGCAAUCGUCCCCAUCGUCCCUGGCGAAAGCGGCCCGACACGGAGAUGUUCAAUCCAUUGAUGCGAGCCCUUGUAUCGGCUACAUUGCGGAUGCCCAGUUUACAAAUCCUUGAUGUCAAAACUGAUAACUAUGAUCACUACCACAUUCAAGUUGCUGUCGAGUACUUAGAGCCGGGUGUCCAGGCCCAGUAUAUCCCGCCAGAUCAGCAGACAGGUGUGCAGUUGGCGAAAAGAAGGUGGACUGUGACCCAUCAACGGAAAACGUCUUGGGAUCUACCGGAUGACAUACGGGCUAUGAUGCAAGAGAGGGCUGGCGAGGAUGGAAUCAUUAUUGAGGCUGAGAUGUGGAAGAAAUAUGACGAUGAUUCACUAACAGAUGAAGAUGAUGUUAGAGAGGAAAGCCCCGAUGACUUAGAUGGUCCGCUUGAUUGGCAGUGGGAGCUUUGA